AUGUCUCUACCAUUCGCGUCCAUGGGUCCGCCUCCACUUCCUCCCGGAUGGACAGAACACAGCACCCCCACUGGCCAAUCUUACUACUUCAAUGCCAUCACAAAAGAGUCUACCUAUGUCCGCCCUCUUUCUCAGUUCCCGAUCCUACCGCAGGGUGUUAUAGUUCCCGGUGCUCCGGUGCCAGCAGCUCCUGCGCCUAAGAAGAAGAAAGAGAAGCCAUUAGUCAAGACACCGGUCGCUGGUACGGAUUGGUUGCGAGUAACGACAACAGAGGGCAACGUCUUCUACACGCACAAAGUCGAGAAGAGGAGUGUCUGGACUGUGCCGGAUGAGAUUCGGGACGCGGUCGCGGCGCUCGAGCAGGAAGAGGAGGAGACGCGUCAGAAGCAAGAAGAGGAGGCGAGGCGCAAGGCCGAGUUGACGAGAUUGAAGGAGAUUGAGAAGGUCAAGGCGGACGUGGAUGAUAUAGUCGGGAAGCGAAAGGCAGAGGAACCGGUGCCCAUGGACGAGGUUGUGAUCACCAAGAAGAUGAAGAUGGACGAGACGGAUGACGAAGAAGAGGAAGAGUCAAGUGACGAAGAAGAGGAAGAGGAGUGGCAGCGGGAGGCCGCAGCCCAACUCGCCGCAGAGGCUGAACAAGAGAAGAGGCGACAGGAAGAGGAGAAGAAACGACAAGAGGAGGAGGCGCAGAUAUUGAAGGAGGCCGAGAAAGCUAAGGGGGCGCCGCAACUCAACAUGCCGGAACGAGUUGACCUGUCGCUUGACGAAGCGAAGGCACUCUUCAAAGUACGUGAUAGCAUUAUUUGCGCAUUCUAUAGUUGGUUACAUCCACGUGUACAGAGUCUUCUUCGCGAGAAGGAUGUGAAUCCUCUUCACCCUUGGGACACAUCUCUCCCGCUGUUCAUCAACGAUCCGCGGUAUGUCCUGCUUCCAUCCGUGUCUGCAAGGAAAGAAGCAUUCGACGAGUACUGCCGAGACCGUGCUCGCGAGCUACGACAGUCCAACGUCAAGAAGGAGAAGGAGGCCGCAAACCCCAAGGAGGAGUUUGAGCGUCUCUUGCGGGACGAGGUGAAGAGCACACGCACGAGUUGGACGGAGUGGCGAAGGCAAUGGAAGAAAGACAGAAGGUUCUAUAGCUGGGGUCGCGACGAUAGGGAGCGGGAGAAGAGGUUCCGAGAAUACCUCAAGGCACUCGGCGAAAGAAAGCGUGCCGCAGCUCAGAAGGCAGAAUCAGAUUUCUUUGCGUUGCUCAAGGAGAGCGGCAUUGCCCACUCUGGUGCUGUGUGGAAAGACGUUAAGCGGAAGAUUGUCGAUGAUCCUCGGUACGACGCCGUGGGGUCCUCAUCACUGCGAGAAGAGCUCUUUAACACGUACCUGAAAGCCCAUGGAGAGCCGUCCUCUUCUGAGAUGCCAACGGAUGCUCAAGCCGCUGACAGCCAUACUGAUGGCACGAAUGCGGAGGACAGCGCUGAGGAGCGUGAGCGCAAGCGUCGAGAGCGGAAAGAACGCGCUGUGAAGGAUAGGGAAGAGAGGGUGAAGGCUGAGCGCAGUAAGGUCGAGGCCGAUAUCGACCGGUCACGUAUGGGCCUCAACAAGGAGGAAGGGGAGCUCGAAUUCAGGACGAUGCUGACGGAUGCGAUACGGGACCCACAGGUGACUUGGGAUGGCGUAUUGCCGCAAUUGAAGAGAGAUCCCCGUCUUGUCAAUUCGCCCCUACCUCUCAAUCAGCAGGUCCAUCUUUUCCAUGCACACGUUGCUGCACUACGGGCGAAGCACGUAGCCGGCAUCCAUGGGCUGUUCGAGUCUCACGCUCCCUCCCUGGCCACGAAGUUCACGGACUUGCCAAUUUCGUCCCUGGUCUCCUCGCUUCCUGCCACAAAGUUAGGCUUUGACGUGGACAGCUUGGAGAACGAAUUCAAAGCAUGGCAGCGAGAGCGCACACACCAAGCACGGCUGGCGUUCGAUCAGAUGCUCAGCGAAAACGCGUUCGUGGAGUUCUGGGGACGGCUCGGGAAGAUCGGCGGGAAGGGCGUCGACGGAACUAUCAAAGCCGACGACCUCGGAGACGAUGCCGAAGAGGAGCAGGUUGACAUGAAGGCUUUGGCUAAGAACGUCGACCUCAAUGAGAUGGUGAAGGUAUUGAAGAAUGACAGGCGCUAUUUGGUCUUUGACCACGUCCCGGAGCUGCGUGAGCAGUGGUUGCGGGACUACCUGUCUCAGCUGCCUCCGCCGAAGCUGUCCGUCCACAUAUCCUAG
Rhodofomes roseus is the source of this 2256-nucleotide messenger RNA. RefSeq lists its product as uncharacterized. The transcript has 7 exons. Gene Ontology annotation, molecular function: transcription coregulator activity; RNA polymerase binding. The coding region runs from base 1 to 2256 and encodes 751 amino acids. The record is from RefSeq and is a predicted model, not a curated record. Gene Ontology annotation, cellular component: nucleus. Lineage: Eukaryota; Fungi; Basidiomycota; Agaricomycetes; Polyporales; Fomitopsidaceae.